Molecule: messenger RNA, 5431 nt
Organism: Corythoichthys intestinalis (scribbled pipefish)
Lineage: Eukaryota; Metazoa; Chordata; Actinopteri; Syngnathiformes; Syngnathidae
Gene: onecut1
Product: one cut homeobox 1
Exons: 2
Coding region: 812-2182 (456 amino acids)
Biological process (GO): regulation of transcription by RNA polymerase II
Cellular component (GO): nucleus
Molecular function (GO): DNA-binding transcription factor activity, RNA polymerase II-specific; RNA polymerase II cis-regulatory region sequence-specific DNA binding
Source: RefSeq, a predicted model, not a curated record
CACUCUUAAUUUGAUAAAUGAUUUUUUUUUUUUACAGUUUUUAAAUGAUCUCAUUUGCUUUUUUAAAGAUUUUUAAAUGGGAAAAAUGAAUAAAUAAAGAGAUAAUUGCAGUUUUUUGGUGGGGUAAAAAUAAAAUAAAAUAAUGUGAUUUUUUUUUUCUUUUUUCAAAAUGUGAAAAGGACUCUAAAUUUAAAAAUAUAUUAAAAUAAGUUAGAGAUUAUACUUCUUUCCUGCCAUUGACAACAAUAGACGUCCAAUUCAUUUAAACUGAGAAGAUGUAAGCUCCAUGCUCGUUCCAGUGAAAUUGAUUAAUUGAUUGAAAAAUCGCCGCCAGCCUCUCUCAGUCAAAAUGGAGUGGACGUCAAGAGCCGUCAAUGGCAGCCAAUGAGUUCAAACAGUGUCCUGUAAAGGGUUAAAUAUGACAUGUGACGUCACGCUGAAGGGGCGUAACUCAAGAGAGAGUUAGUAUUUGCAGUGCGCAUGUGCAGCCGCUGCGGUGGUCGACACACGCAAGCCGAGAGAGAGAGAGAUGGCGCGGCACCCGACCGGAGCGCAAGGACAGCUGGCCGGCGAUGGGGGGGCUUGAUCGACAAAAGAAGGAAAUAAUACCAAUAGUUUUAAAAAUAUAUUUAUCAAUGAAGAUAACUUGGAUUUAGAAUACACAAUCGAGGUAGUGUGUGAUUCGUCUUAUUAUUAUUGGACCUAUAAGAAGAGAAAAGAACAAAAGAAUUGAAGUUUGAGGACUUUCGGGGGUGGGGGGCGCCAGCUAAGCAGGUUACAUAGAUGGUUGGUCCACAGAGCCACCCGGACCAUGAAUGCCCAGCUGUCGAUGGAAAAUAUAGGCGACCUGCACGGCCAUGAGUCCGUGAGCGGUCACGGGGAGCUGCUGAGCGGCCACAGUCCGCACUCCCGUCCGAGCCCCCGGGGGCUAAGCCACCGCGCCAUGGGCAUGGCGACCCUCCUGGACGGCGGAGACUAUCACCACCACCACCCGGGACACCUCCACCCAGCCAUCAGCAUGUGCGAAGCCCCAGGCAUGAGCGCGAGCAGCACUUACACCACCUUGACACCCCUGCAGCCUUUGCCCCCCAUCUCCUCCGUGUCCGACAAGUUUCCGCCGCACCACCACCAUCAUCCUCACGCGCAUCCCCAUCACCCUCAUCCGCAUCCGCACCAGAGGAUCCCGGGUAACGUCAGCGGCAGCUUCACGCUCAUGCGGGAGGACCGCAGCCUGGCUCCCAUGAACUCUCUCUAUCCCGCCUACCACCACAAGGACCCCUGCAUGGGUCAGAGUCUCUCUCCGCUGUCGGGCUCCGGUCUGGCGAGCAUCCACACGACCCAAGCCGGCCUGCCGCCCUACGCCCACCCCGGCGCCGCCAUGCCAGGGGAGAAGAUGCUGACGCCCAGCGGCUUCGAGGCGCAUCACCCCGCCAUGCUGGGACGCCACCCUGAGCAGCAUAUGAGCUCCACGGCGGGGAUGAUGCAGCUGAACGGCCUGCAUCACCAUCCGCACGCCCACCUCGGAGCGCAAGGGCACGGGCAGGGGCUGGGAAACAGCCGGGAGCAGACCUCCGCUCUCGGGCAGCAAGGAGCCAUCAAUGGCGGUGGAGGCGGAGGAGGUGGAGGAGGCCAGAUGGAGGAGGUGAAUACCAAAGAGGUGGCGCAGAGGAUCACCACGGAGCUCAAGCGCUACAGCAUCCCCCAAGCCAUCUUCGCCCAGCGGGUCCUGUGCCGGUCUCAGGGGACCCUGUCAGACCUGCUGAGGAACCCCAAGCCCUGGUCCAAACUCAAGUCCGGCAGGGAGACCUUCCGCCGCAUGUGGAAGUGGCUGCAGGAGCCUGAGUUCCAGCGCAUGAGUGCGCUCAGGCUCGCAGGUGAGCGAAGCCUCGCGUGCAAGCGUAAGGAACAAGACCAUGGCCGCAGCGAGCGAGGCAACCCAGUGGCCAAGAAACCCCGCCUGGUGUUCACAGACGUACAACGGCGUACACUCCAUGCCAUCUUCAAGGAGAACAAGCGUCCAUCCAAAGAGCUGCAGCUGACCAUCGCGCAGCAGCUAGGCCUUGAACUGGCCACUGUCAGCAACUUCUUCAUGAAUGCGCGUCGCCGCAGCCUGGACAAGUGGGUGGACGACGGCUCUGGUCACCCACCUGGCGCCGGUCUCAGCGCCUGCACCAAAGCCUGAAGUAGGACCGGGGCGAUUUGACCCUUUCUCAUGGACUAGACUCGGUGGAAAAGCUUUAAAACUUAAUAGAACCUUACAAAAGACCUCACGUUUUUGCCCUUAAAUAUGUACUAUGUUCAUAUUUAUAGUAUCCAAAGAUGAGAAAAAAACAAACCAAAGACUUCUUCUUUCUUGUUUGACCUGCUUUGACAUGUUUGUGUUACACACUUCAAAAAGACUACUGUGCCCCCUUACCCUUGCCCAUACUCACAUAAUCUCAGUGGUCUCUAGCUUUACAAACCCCAACCCUUAUCCCACUAUCACUUUCUGACUCCGAUUAAUGGAGGUUCUAAUCAGUCUUAUCCGCGGAGCUCCAAUGGGAUUUGGCCAAUCAACGUUAAAGAAAUUUUAAUCCCACUGGAGCAACUGGAUUGUUGUUUGAUUUGUUUACUUUUCAUGGAUCCAUGGACAGUUACGGGGACAAAAAAAAACAAGCUCAUUGCGUAGACUGCUAGCCCCAACUUCCCACCCAGGACCGCAAUGUAGUGCUUUCCUUCCGCAGUGCUGAAACGACGUUUUUAAAUAGAAGAAACCAAAGCCUCACUCAUGCAGCCUACAACUAAAACAGUAGCAGUGCUUUUAACCAAAGAUGAUAUUUUGCAGUUGUUAAGCCAGCCACUGCUGUGACAUUCCCAAUAAUACACCAUACUAUAAUCUUGUUCAGGGUUGUGACAGUAGCACAUCCUAGUUUAUUUGGGGCAGUUGCACAAAAGGCAGCCAUGUUAACUACUAUAUUGUUGAAUCAAACAUCCAUUAUUUUCUUUCAUAUUUAUUGUUUAGGGUUACGUUAGGAAUACAUCCUACUAGUUGAUUUAGCAAUUGCACAAAAGUGAGCUACGUUUGUGAAUACAUAACUAUCCAUGUUUUAAUUGUUCAUCCAUUUUUUGUUCAUAUGUCAUGAAAAAAUCUGCCUAUAUAUUCGUUUACCGUGGGUCUACAUUACACUGAGAAUCACCUUUUUUUUUUUUUUUUUUUUUUUUUUUUGGUAUGACAGCUGUUUUAAAGUAAUUUGGAGUGCGAAAUCCAAAACUGAUCUCAGUUUUUCUCGAGCAUGUCGAGCUUUGGAACUAUAGGAUCCCCGUAUUCUUAGACAAGUACAAAUUGAACUACGACCGCCCAACUCCCUAAAUGUCACAUCAGCUCAGAGACAUGAUCAACACAGCCAAAGAGCACACACACACUCUCUACUAGCUUACUCGGAGCCUACAGGCAACAAUAAGUCUGCAAUGGGUUUAAUUAAUUAAUUAGCACUGAGACAGAAAAAAGAAAAAAUGUCUCUGAGGAUUGAUGCCGACACUUAUAUCCCUAGAAUAUACCAACCAAAUUUCAUUUGUCGUCCACGAAUAAAAGAUAAGUAGCCAUUUCCGUUAGUAUCCUUAGUGAGAAGAACAUUAAGAAAACAGGUGAGAUCUGGAGGUCUUCCUCUCGGCAGUCUAAAGAUAUGAAAAAUAUUUCACUUAGCAUGGCUGCUUGUUCUUUAAAAUCCUUCAAAUACAGAGAUACAAUGAAAUAUGAAAGAAAAAGCCAUUGACUGCACACUAUUUAAAAAAAAGUUGUCAACAAGUGAAAUUUAGAGUCAACCCAUUUUUACAUUUUUUUUCCCUAAAUAUUCAAGUUAACACUUGAAUAUCAAAGUCUAAAGUGUGAGGUAGUUUGAACUCAAAAUUUCAAGUAAACUGGACUUCUGUCACAACUAUGGCAGCGCAGAUAACCAAGCUAAACAUAGCUUUUGAAGGCACCGGAAGUUAAACUAAGGCUAAGUUCACACAAUUGUUUUUAAGUUUACUCAGAAUUUUCAGUAGACUUAAAAUGUGUUACUCAAGAGAACUUAAGAAUUUAAUUUAAUUUAGCAUGACUAAUAGUAGGUUUUAGUUAUUUUUAUACAGUACAAUGUUUAUAUAACAGUUUUGUUUUUACAAAGAAUAUGGCUAAUUGUGUGCAUUUCGUAAACAACGGAAUAAGGAGAUAAACUUCGGAGAAAAGCUUUACAAAAGUUUGAGUUUAGGAUCCUGCUUCCAAAAAUGACGUUAAAAAAACAGCUAUCAAACUUAAAACAACAGAUUUUUUUUUUUUUUCUGGCCAUCCAUGUUUGCAAUGUCGUCAUCCAUCUUUUUUCAUUUUAUUCAGAUCAGUGUCAUUUCAGAAACUGGAGUGGUGAUUACAUGUUAAGUCAACUGUGAACCUCUGUACUACCAAUUCCAUAACAUUCGUAAUCAUUCAUCCUUUUCUAAAUUAUUUUCUGAAUUUAUUCUGUUCAGGGUCAAGGUAAGGCUGGAGCAUAUCCCAGCUCACUUCUAGCCAAAGAAAAAUCGACACUAGCAGUGACUUAACGCUCAUAAUCAUAAACGGUAAUUUUGCAUGACACAAGCGUCAAACUUUUUGCCUUACAGAUGCCUUGUUAAUCAGUUGCAUCUUCUCAAAGAGCGGGGUGAAUGUUACUGUUAAUGCUCGUUGUGAAGGCCAAUCAGAAGGUGUUGUCACUGUGAGCCAAAUAUAGUGUUUUGCUUUAAUUUCUUGUAUUGAUUUGUGUGUCCAUCAAACACGUCAAGUGGAGAAGAUCAAUGGUCCAAUUCACCUUCCUUUCUCUUCCCCUUCCCCCAACAAUCCAAAGCCUGGAAAGCUAUGCAUUUCAGCACAAGGAGGAAAGCACUACAAAGGGGCAAGCGUCGCUGUUUUUUUUUUUUUUUUUUUUUUGAUAAAUUAGCCUGGCCCCUUGUCAUCCUCCUCCUCUUUUUCCUCAAGGCCACGGUUAGCAGCUCUACAUUCAUCAGAAGGAGCGAAAAAGAAAGGGACGCUUCUUCAACACCCAACAAAACAAUGUGUCACCGGCUGAUGUUUUCUAGUGUGAAACCAAAGAUGCUACCUCACUCAAGUUCCAUACGUGAUUUCUAUCACUUUGAUGAUACCAAAGAUAACCAAAGAUGUGUUGUUGUUGCUUUAUUUUUUUCAUUGCACGGCCUCUGUGAGUGAUGGUAAAAAUGAUGUUGUCAAGUUUCCCCUUUCCCUUCCCAUCUCCCCCUUCGACACGAAGCACUCCUGUUCUCAAUUUUAGCGCUAUAGAUGUAGUAACAUAUGCCAUCAGUCUCCCAAAACAUUUAUAUUAAUAUUUUGUGAUGGGGAGAGUGACACAACCUUUUGAAAUACAUGCCCUUUCCUUUAGAAAGCAAAGCUACAGAUUAUGAUGAUGGGGAUAUGAAGAUACAUGUUAUA